Molecule: messenger RNA, 1256 nt
Organism: Caenorhabditis elegans
Lineage: Eukaryota; Metazoa; Nematoda; Chromadorea; Rhabditida; Rhabditidae
Gene: Y40B10B.1
Product: Vitelline membrane outer layer protein 1
Exons: 5
Coding region: 151-1164 (337 amino acids)
Source: RefSeq, marked reviewed
UCACUUUUUGGCAACAUUUUGUUUGUAACAAGAUAUAAAAAGAAGAUAGAAAUUGUCUUGAGGAAUUGCUCCGCUUUUGUAAUUUGCCACUCCCGUACCAGAGGUCUUUAAAUACCUCUUCCUGAGCUGCUGCUUACUAUCAGAAGCAGAAUGAUUGCCCUGAUUUUUAUAUUUCUGUUAACUGCACCCGCUUUUUUCUGCGAAAGAGUGGAGUUACGGUCACCUCGCUACACAAACUUCGGAAACUGGCAUCCAUGGUCAAGAUGCCGUGAUGGCGAGUUUGCCUACGGUAUUCAGGUCAAGGUGGAGGGAGAUCAACGAGGUGGUGAUGAUACUGGUCUUAACGCCGUUUGUCUUUUCUGCCGUCCACUAGGAUCUGACGAAAUCAGCAGAGAAAAUUGGAUAAAUAGCGGAGAAGGCCUGUGGGGUGUAUGGGGAGCUAGAAAAUACUGCCAGAAUACAAAUGUGCUCAUUGGAUUCGAAUUACGAUCUGAGCCGGACCAAAGGGGGAAAGAUGAUGUCGCUGCGGACAACUUUGCCGGGUAUUGUGGAGAACCACUCGGCCCUAGAACCAAAGACGUGUGGGUCGCAGGAGACACUCCAGGAUGGGGAGAAUGGACGGGUGCUCAAUUGUGUCCAGAAAGAUACGCAGUUUGCGGAAUACAAAGUCAAAUUGAAGGAGAUCAACGCGGCGGUGAUGAUACCGCUCUUAACAAUGUGAACGUAGAGUGUUGCAAAAUUACCGUGGCAGCUUGCAACCCUGGAUACUCUCUUGUGCGAAUUGCACACUAUGAUAAUAGUCAAAGCCCAGGAACUGUUGCCCACGAGGUACUACGCAGAAUUUCGAUCACUAAGACAACUGGAUCGACCACAACGCUUUCGAAUUCUGAGAAAAAUACAGUUUCUGGUUCUAUUGGGGCAAGCAUGGCUUAUACCGAUGGUCAGUUCACUGGAAUUGUCAAUACUGAACUUACGAAAAGCUCUGAAAAAAUGACAACUAGCCAACUGCAAACGAUGGUUCAGGAUGCUAUUACCAAUGAACGAAGUGAGAAAGUAACUUUCACAAUCCCGGCUUGGCAAAACAUUGUCAUCGACCAAUUGGUGAUCACAUGUGGCGAAUAUCGUAUUGCCACUGCAAAAACUAUUACAAGAUCGAUUCAUUGAAAAAAAACAAUAACAUAAAUACAGAUAAAUUUUUAAUAAAUGUGUACGUCCAAAUUAUUUUAUUGUAAUUAAUAAAUAUCUCAAUCAAGAAA